Molecule: messenger RNA, 675 nt
Organism: Beta vulgaris subsp. vulgaris (sugar beet)
Lineage: Eukaryota; Viridiplantae; Streptophyta; Magnoliopsida; Caryophyllales; Amaranthaceae
Product: leucine-rich repeat extensin-like protein 3
Exons: 1
Coding region: 1-675 (224 amino acids)
Source: RefSeq, a predicted model, not a curated record
AUGUCUAGCCAUAAGAAGACACUGCGUUUGCUUUUUAUGACAAUCAUGCUGACAUGUAUGGUUUUCACGAGUAAAUCUCAGCCUCAAAGAACAACCAUUGCCAGGCCACCAUCCCCAACUCCAACCACGAUAGAGACCCCUACGCCACUCCCACCAUUUCCACCAACUAAGGUCUUCAAUCUGGCAUUAUUUUUCCUAAGCCUUUUCAGUGGUUCAUCACCAUCCCCAAGGAUAAUGAUCCCCCCUCCACUACCACCAACUCCAACAGCAUUGCUCCCUCCACCAUCACCACCGGCUUUUGAAACCCCAAAACCAACAGCUCCAAUUGCAGAGCCCCCUACAAAUGGUGAAGUUCUACCACCAUCAAUUGAGGUGGUGGUCCGUGCACCGGCACCAGAAACAGCUUCUUUUAACGCACAACCAGCGUUUCGAUCCCCCGACCCUUCACCACCUGCAAACCCUCCUAAUAUUGACGUUGAUGUACGUGUCCCACCUUUGCCUAAAGUGGCUCCUCCGAUCUUUUUAUCCCCAGCACCAGUGCUACCACCACCUAUAGAAACUGUUUUUCCACCUACUGAUGGUGAUUAUGAAAUGUCCCCACCACCAUCACCACCAGUUACCGAUGAUUUUGGCGAUUAUCCAGAAGAAGAUGCAGUCCCACCACCAACAGUAUAG